Messenger RNA from Rangifer tarandus platyrhynchus (Svalbard reindeer), 921 nucleotides. Lineage: Eukaryota; Metazoa; Chordata; Mammalia; Artiodactyla; Cervidae. The record is from the annotation of a GenBank genome assembly.
AUGCUUUUGGUGGUCCUCGUGCUCCUGCUGCCCACAGUCUCUGAGGCUUGUGGUGAUCCACCAAGAUUUGACACUAUGAGGCUCCAGGGUGCACCUAAACCCAAUUAUCGUCCUGGGGAAUGUGUACAAUAUGAGUGUCGUCUAGGUUUCAAGCCCAAGGUUCCUAGUCUCCCGAGAUCUGCUGUUUGUCAAGAUAAUAAUACGUGGUCAUCUCUCCAGGAUGCCUGUGUAGAAAAAUCAUGUCCUAAUGUAGGAGAUCCUGUGAAUGGCCAAGUCAACUUCGUGAAUGGAAGUGCUCUGUUUGGUUCACAGGUUCACUUUGCUUGUAAUCCGGGUUUUUAUCUGAUUGGAGCAAAAAUUCUAUAUUGUGAAAUUUCUGGAGAUAAUGUGGCCUGGAGUGAUAAUCUCCCAAUUUGUGAAAUAAUUGUGUGUGCAGCACCUGGAAAUAUAACAAAUGGAAGAUUCACCGUUUAUAAGGAAGUAUAUCAAUAUAGUGAAGUAGUAAUGUAUAGGUGUAAUCCUUCAAAUGGACCAGAUGAAUAUUCUCUUAUUGGAGAAACCACCCUUAUUUGUGUUGAUCAUAACAGAUGGAGCAGUGCCCCGCCAGAGUGUAAAGUGGUCAAAUGUGACUAUCCAAUCGUCGAAUAUGCGGCAAUAGCAUCAGGAGUUAGAAGAAAAUAUUACUACAAUGCCCAAGUUGUAUUUCAGUGUCAUGAUGGUUUUUACCUUCAUGGGAGCAGCACAGUUGUCUGCGGUGCAAACGGUACCUGGGAGCCCGAGCUACCAAAGUGUACUAAAGAAGCAAUUGCUACCACUACGGUGUCUACAACUUCCAGUGCCUCAGGUUUCACAAAGUCCUGCUUAUAUUUUACCUUGGGUGUUGCCGUGAAGUUCUCUGGAGAAAGCAGUGUCCAUGGAUGA